Messenger RNA from Drosophila kikkawai, 1404 nucleotides. RefSeq names its product Post-GPI attachment to proteins 2 (gene PGAP2). NCBI's taxonomy places the organism in Eukaryota, Metazoa, Arthropoda, Insecta, Diptera, Drosophilidae. Gene Ontology annotation, biological process: GPI anchor biosynthetic process. The record is from RefSeq and is a predicted model, not a curated record. Gene Ontology annotation, cellular component: endoplasmic reticulum membrane; Golgi membrane.
GCUGAUGAUAUCGAUCACUCAGUUGUUUACAACUUCCUUCGCAAUGUUUACAACGUAAGCAGUCCGCGGAUAUUUUUAGCUAAUUAGGAGAGAGCCACUGGAUGCAAUGAGGAUCGCGGCCCGCUGACUGAACCAACCCAACCUCCUAGACCCACUCUCGCACCCAAAUGUUGCCCACGUACGAGCGCCUCAGCGACCCGAAGAGCGUCUUCUUCCGGCUGCCCUUCGCCCGGCUGGCGCUUACCGCUCUGAGCCUGCCCCUGGGCGGCUUCCUUUUCUGCGUGGCCUGGUCGCUGGCCUUUGACUUUGUGCGGAGCACCUACACCCACUGCGAUGUGGCCAACUAUCUGCCCUCUGUGUCGGCGGCGAUUGGGAACUAUGAGCCCCAGCGAACAGUCUGGCGGCUGGCCAUCUUUCUGCACCUGCCGCUCCGGCUGGCCGUGGCCAAGAUGUACCUGGAACACUAUCGUGAGCACAUCAGACGCAGCCGGCGGUUGCUGGGCGUCCUGGCCUGCUGCCUGAACGUGGUAGAGGAUCUUGCCCUAUUCUGCCUCUCCUUUUGGACAUCGGCGGAUCACUAUGAGACGCACCGGAAUGCCUUUGUGGUGUUCAUUGCCUGCUCCGAGUGCUACAUGCUCGUCUCGUAUCUGUUGAACAGGAAUGCCCGGAAGGCAGUGCUGUUGCCGCACGAAGAGAAGUCGCUGAGGUACAAGCGGAACCUCUUUCUGGUCAAUGUGGUGGCCUUUGGACUGGCGGGAUAUUGCUUCGUGAGGCACAAUUCCCAUUGCGAGGCGGGAGUCUACACCUUCUUCGCCUUGUUCGAGUAUGUGGUGGUGCUGACCAACAUGGGCUUCCACAUGACCUCCUACUGGGACUUCCACGCCCUCAACGUGGUGUGCGAUGCCAAGCAUGGUCUUUACCUAUCACAGUUCUAGCACAGAUCCAGAUCCAGAUCUUAUACCAGCUCUCAGCUAGCAUCCAGCCAUCAUCGAGUAUUCUGUACAUACGCGGUAUUAGCUUAAGCUCAAGGUUUACUUAAUUUUUCCAAAGGGAUUCCGUUGCCGAAAACGUUGCAGUAUAUGAGAGGACACGCUUUUAGUUAAGGCUCUACAUCUAUAUCCUCUCGAUUGGUUCUAUUUUCGCGAUUAUGUGGUUUCUUUUCAUUAAUUAUUUGUAAGCUAGAAAGUUUAGAUGAAUUCAGUAUGAGAAAAUAUGCAUUAUUUAUACAUGAUUUUAGUUAGGCAGAAUGUUAAAUUUUUUACACAAAACGCGAUUCGAAAUUGGUUUAAUGAGACUCUAAGCAAAAUGAUUGUAUUUAUUUGAGCUUUAGCAGCGCAGUGGCAAUUACCGAACUCUUUAAAAAAGCUUUGAUUGAAAUAAAUAAACGUUUUUUAAAAUCAAAAA